Drosophila virilis is the source of this 1159-nucleotide messenger RNA. Its product is annotated as TOX high mobility group box family member 4. Gene Ontology annotation, cellular component: nucleus. The record is from RefSeq and is a predicted model, not a curated record. Gene Ontology annotation, biological process: regulation of transcription by RNA polymerase II. NCBI's taxonomy places the organism in Eukaryota, Metazoa, Arthropoda, Insecta, Diptera, Drosophilidae. Gene Ontology annotation, molecular function: chromatin DNA binding.
AAAAUAAGUGUUGGCAAAAACUGACAGAUGCAAUUGCCCAACACUUAGAAAACACUGCAAGUGGACGACACAAAAGUCCACGCUGGGUACAAAAUUUAUUUGUUUAUUAUUAUUGGUAUAUAUAUAAACACCAAUUGAAACAAUUGACGCAGCUAUGAAUCAAUUUCACACACCCUCAUUCGGUGACGAAGUGUUCGAGAUGAAUGAAACACCCGUGGCCGUGGAUCAGACACAACAACAAACUGCUUCACGGCGAAUAAGUAGGCUUAGCAGCCUGGAUCACUCCACGCUGGUUAAUGACGACGACGAGGAGGAGCACAUGGACUACGAUACGCCCAGCAGCUACGCCAGCAACCAGAUGACAACAACAAAUCAACAGCCGCAGCAGCAGCAGCAGCAACAGUUGCAGCUGCCACAACAGGCGCCCGCCAAACCGCUGGCGCCGUACGCUCUCUUCUUUCGCGACACGAUGACGGCCAUCAAGCAACAGAAUCCCGCCUGCACGCUGGAGCAGAUCACGGCCAUAGCGCUCAACAUGUGGGAGUCCAUGGACGAGAAGCAGAAGAACGUCUACGAUCAGCGGCACGAGCUGGACAAGCGCGAAUAUGUGCGACAACUGCGCGAUUAUCAGCGCAGCCAGCAGCAAGCGGACACAGCUGAAGCACAGCAGCAACAACAACAGCCGCCGCCGCCGCCCGCAGAGCAGCCGUCGCCGGCCGAAGCCCUGCCCAGCAAAGAGGAGCCGCCAGCAGCAGCAGCCGCAGUUGCUGCUGUCGCUGCUGAGCCUGCUGUGGCGCAAGCGCCGCUGCCGCCGCCACCGCCCUCGGAUCAAAUACAGUUGCUAACGGAAGCGGCUGCUGUGCAAAAAUGUACGCGCGAACAAUGCAAUAAGCCGGCGAUAAUAAAUCCUGAUUGGGAGGACGAAUAUUGCAGUAAUGAGUGCGUUGUCAUACAUUGUCGCAAUGUGUUUACGGAGUGGGCGCGUUCGUUGCAAAACUCGCCCACGUAGUAACUGUACUUAGUUGUCGCACUUGUAGGUAUUAACUAAAAAAAAAAAUACAAAAAAAAAACAACAAUAAAACGUAGCUAAUAAAACACAAUCGCCGAUCAGCUGUUUGGCACGCAAGCGCAGCGUUGCCAGCUGUCGGAAAAAUACAAA